AUGAUUGCCAAGACAUUCCUCCUGCUCACCAUCGCCUUCUUCGUGGGUGAUGCCCGGCCCGGCGGGAAGUAUCAGUACGCCGGGGCCAAAGGAAGGCUCUUGUGUAACGGCAUACCACAGGAGGGAGCUCGCAUCAGACUCUGGGAUGAAGACGGUACGUACUUUUUGAAUAAAUUAAAGCCAUUCGUAGAGAAGUUCAGUUUUCUGGCUGAGGGUGCAAAAGCUUUUCGUAAAAAUUUUUCAAAAUCGAAUUUUAUGAGGGAAUUGAAUUUCAUGUGUUUUUGUGUUGGAAAAGCCUCAGGGAACAAAAAGAUGAAGGCUAGCUAAAGACAGCAUCUAUGCUAAGGCUCGGGCGCAGCUGGAAAAAUAAGCCUAGAAAAAUUUGCGUAUUUGAAAAUGAGGAUUUUUUCGCUAUAAGCCGACCUGCGCCCGAGCUGCAUCUCGCAAAAUUUCCAGCCAACUUUGGAACAGGAAAUUGGCCCAAUCAGACUUCGUACUUCUUUCUAUUUAUAGUCUUCCUUGACGACAGUAUGGCCGAAACAACGAGCGACAAGAACGGCUACUUUGAACUGAAAGGACAUGCCGAAGAAAACUUCGAGAGCGACAUCGACCCCAAAAUCAACAUUGACCACAACUGCGACGACGCUUGGAUUGUACGUAAUUCGUGCUGGGACAGCCCGAUUCCGGCGUAAAUCUGAUUUCGCUUCGAUUUCCAGCCGUGCGACCGCAGACUCACCAUCUAUCUUCCCGACAGCUACAUCACCAACGGCCGCUUUUCGCAUUAUCCGAAAAAACUUUACGACGUCGGCACACUCGAGUUGUCCGGGAAGAUGAGCGGAGAAUCCAGGGACUGCAUCCACUAG
This is a messenger RNA of Bursaphelenchus xylophilus (pine wood nematode), 863 nucleotides long. Lineage: Eukaryota; Metazoa; Nematoda; Chromadorea; Rhabditida; Aphelenchoididae. The record is from the annotation of a GenBank genome assembly.